UGUAUUGUUUAUAAUGUCAUAGUUUUGUUAUUUAAAAAUAAAAAAAUAAAAUAAAAAACCCCAAAUGAUAAUAAUAGAAAUAAAUAAUCAUAAUGUUGAUUCUUGUAGACCUAAACGGAUAUGUUUUGUAAUUGUCUUUCCAACAAGAAUAACAAUGUGUAUUUAUGAACUGAUGUUUGACCAUGUCGCAUGGUGACAAGAUCCGCCAUCUUGAAACUAUACGCCAGUGCAUGACAGUUUGAAAGGUCCUAGGAAAAGAAAGGCCUGUCAGAACGAAGACAUGGGCUUUGUGGUUGAAGGCAGCAGCAAUUUUCAUUGGAUGCGCAUGCAUGUCCACACCACCUCCCCACAUCAACACUACCACCUAACGGCAUAAGCACAUACACGAACUAAAUACGAGCUUCACCGUAGGCCAUUCUUGAAAAUAUUUAGUUUACUGUAACCUUACAUAUAAGUUUAUUAGUUAGACGGUUGGUAUUUAUGAAAAUUUAUAUUUAAAAAAAAAGAAAGAAAAAAAGAAAAGAAAAAGAAAAAAAAGAGAAAUUACAUGUGUAUGAGUCAGAGGAUUAUAGCAAACAAUAUAUAUUUUUUAAGAUUCGCCCUACAAAAAAAACAAUGCAUCUUUAGCAUGUCAAGAAAGUAACCCUGUGUAAACAGAAGAGAACAGCAAUGUUUGACACCAUGUAAUGAAUAUGUUAGGGAGAGAUGAGAUGGACUCAUAGUAUCAACAGAAUGGUUGGCGCCUACAGGUCUGGAGGUUCGCUUACCAUAUCUUUCCUCCUAAAGUGAUCAAUAAUACUUGGAACUUAUUAUUUUUCUCUUUCAUGAUGGAAUCACAUUCAAAUUCGGACAGUAUUCGCAUGCAAGAUAGUUAUAAGAGAAACUGCCAGUCGUUAAAUGUUGGUAUUAUAAAUACUGCAUUUGAGUACGAUGGUGAAGUUCCUGCUCUUUUGAAUCCAAGGCAUCUGAAAAGUCUAAAACAUCAUGGUGGUCCUGUCAUGGAUGAUGAUGGCCAUGCCCUCAUCCUGGAUGAGAGAGUUGUGGUGGAGCGGCCCAUUUACAACCAGGUGGAGUUUGACCGCACCCACCCACACGAAGUGAUGAGGAGGCGGACCCCACGCUCCUGGAUGGUAAAAAAGCUCAAUAAGGUGCAUUGUUCUGGAAAAUGUUUCGGGAGCUUCCUGCUGGGGAUAUUCCCGUUCAUAGCCAUUAUGAAGAAGUACCGCAUUCGGCGAGAUCUUCCUGCAGACAUUGUAUCUGGUCUAACAGUGGGAAUAAUGCAUAUUCCGCAGGGUAUGGCAUAUGGCCACUUGACGAGUCUGCCGCCAGUGUACGGACUUUACGUCUCUUUCUUCCCAGUUUUGAUGUACUUCUUGUUUGGUACUUCAAAACACAUGUCUGUUGGAACAUUUGCUGUGGUGUGUCUCAUGAUCGGGACAGUAGUGGACAAGGGGGUGACAUCCCUGGGUAUCAUAAUACGAGAAGAACUAGACACUGACAACGGGACAAAUGUAGCGGAGAAUGUGACACUAGAAGGCUAUGAUCGGAACGACCCAUAUGUCAUAAGUACUCAACUGGGAUUUGCCAUGGCUGUUACGUUUGCUGUUGGCUGUCUGCAGCUGUUGAUGGGUUUCUUCCGGCUGGGGUUUGUAGCCGUAUACCUGUCGGAUCCUCUUGUGAGUGGCUUCACCACCGGGGCAGCCUGCCAUGUGUUCACGUCGCAGAUCAAACACAUCUUUGGCGUCAAAAUCGGCAGAUAUUACGGUCCACUAAAACUUAUAUAUUCAUAUCGUGAUUUCUUUACGAACAUUCCUUCAACCAACUCUGUGACCUUGAUAACUUCAAUAGUGUGCAUCGUGAUAAUUGUGGUUAUCAAGGAGGGCAUUAACAACAACCCCAAGUGUAAGGGCAGACUCAAGAUGCCAGUCCCUGUGGAACUCAUUGUGGUUGUUGUGGGGACUAUUAUAUCUCACUUUGUGCACUUAAAAGAGAAAUACAAAGUCAGUGUUGUUGGCCCUAUAUCUGUUGGGAUUCCUCCUCCAAAAAUGCAGCAGUUCACUUAUCUGAGUGAUGUUAUUUCUGAUGCCUUUGCGAUUGGGAUUGUUGCCUUUGCCAUAUCAGUAUCCAUGGCCAAGAUUCUAGCUAAGAAACACGACUACGACAUAGACCCAAACCAGGAGCUGUUUGCGUAUGGCAUUAGUAACGUAUUUUGUUCUUUUUUCUCAUCAUUUACUUCAUCAGCAUCUUUGUCAAGAAGUUUGGUUCAGGAGGGAGUUGGAGGUAAAACUCAGGUUGCUGGUCUGGUCUCAAGUUGUCUACUUCUAGUGGUGUUGCUAGUUAUAGGACCUUAUUUUGAAGCUCUUCCAAAUAGUGUUCUGGCUGCCAUUAUUAUUGUAGCGUUGAAGGGAAUGUUCAAGCAGUUCACUGAACUCAAGAGGCUGUGGCGGAUAUCCAUCAUAGAUUUUGCAAUCUGGUUGGUGACGUUUGUGGCUACGUUCAUGCUGGAUGUGGAUUUGGGUCUUCUCGUGGGUGUGAUCUUUGCCCUGUUAACUGUGAUAUACCAAUCUCAGAGACCAUAUGCGUGUGUGAUGGGACAAGUGCCUGGAACCGAUUUGUACAGAGAUGUCACAGUGUAUACAGCUGCCCAACAAAUCCAAGGAAUAAAGAUUUUCAGAUACGACUCAGCUUUGUUUUUUGCUAAUUCGGAACACUUUAAAAAUGCCAUCUAUAAGCUGACGGUAAAUCCUAAAAUACUGAAGAAGAAGAUAAAGAAGAGGGAAAAACGUCUAAAGAUGGACAAACAGAUGAAAGUGGAUGAACGAAAAGUGAAUGGCAACAACAAAAACACUGAUUUGCAACUGACCAUGGAUGACGCUGUAGUAGAUGACACUGUAGUAGAUGACUUGACGUCGGCUACAGAAGCUGUUGCCAGUGACUCCAUGGUGUCGACUAUUAAUGUGGAUGAUGGUGAAAUCCACUCCAUCAUCAUCGACUGCUCAACAAUAAGUUACGUCGACUCUGUCGGAGUUAAAACUCUGGGACAGAUUGUACAGGAGUACAACGCAGUCGACAUUCAGAUCUACCUGGCUCAGUGUAGAGGCAGGGUCAGAGCAAUGUUGGAGAAAACUGGAUACUUUAAAACAACAGAAGACCGAGAAGGGUUGUUUGUGACAAUCCACGACGCUGUUCUUUCUCUUCUGCAGACUCGGAGACUGAGAUCAAAAGGAGAUGAGGACCAUGAUAAGUCUGAUGAUAACAUCGAACUACCACUAGAUUCUGAAACUCAGGCAGAAAAAAGUGACGAAAAUAUAAAUGGAUUGGGGGCACCUCUUGCUGACAGUACAAGUCUAUGAGCAGGACUUCUCUUAUUAUGUAAUAUAAUAUUACAGCCACCAGGGAAGAAAAGACUGAUGUUUCACACAUCACGAAUAUUGUACGACUGAUUAACCCGGGAGAAUAACAGCCUUGUGAUGGAUCGGAGAUUUCGCCUUCAUGAUACAGUGUUUACCAUGUUUAUGUAUAGUUGUGUGUUCAUUGAUUGAAAGUAGGUUAAAAGGACAUUUACAGCCCCAUCUCUAUUCAGCAUUUGUAUAACAGAAACUGUAUCCUUCUGACAAAUUUUCCUUCAGAGAUGGCAUUAACUUGUCAAGGAGAAUGUAUCACUUGUCCUUGAGGAAUAUACUCAACCCUAACAUUUUUAUUUUUCUGGGGCAAUUAAAAUUUUAAAACAUACAUUUUGUGUGUGUGUGUGUGUGUGUGUGUGAGAGAGAGAGAGAGAGAGAGAGAGAGAGAG
Gigantopelta aegis is the source of this 3793-nucleotide messenger RNA. RefSeq names its product solute carrier family 26 member 6-like. The transcript is spliced from 20 exons. The record is from RefSeq and is a predicted model, not a curated record. Gene Ontology annotation, biological process: transmembrane transport. NCBI's taxonomy places the organism in Eukaryota, Metazoa, Mollusca, Gastropoda, Neomphalida, Peltospiridae. Gene Ontology annotation, molecular function: sulfate transmembrane transporter activity; bicarbonate transmembrane transporter activity; oxalate transmembrane transporter activity. Bases 825 to 3353 code for a protein of 842 amino acids. Gene Ontology annotation, cellular component: membrane.